Chroicocephalus ridibundus (black-headed gull) is the source of this 2575-nucleotide messenger RNA. It is a transcript of the gene CSDC2, whose product is annotated as cold shock domain containing C2. Lineage: Eukaryota; Metazoa; Chordata; Aves; Charadriiformes; Laridae. The coding region runs from base 42 to 827 and encodes 261 amino acids. Gene Ontology annotation, molecular function: mRNA 3'-UTR binding. Gene Ontology annotation, cellular component: cytoplasm. The record is from RefSeq and is a predicted model, not a curated record. The transcript has 4 exons. Gene Ontology annotation, biological process: regulation of mRNA stability.
CUCCCCCUGGCCUGGCCCUGACGUCAGGGGAAGGCGUGCGGAUGCGUGUGCCUCUGUGUGUGUGUGUGCGUGUGCGAGGCGCGCAUCAUACACACAUCAGACACCGCGGAUCCAUCGGCAGCCGGUGGGCGGGCAGGCAGAGGGAGAAACCCCUCCAAGAGUCGGGCUGCCGGCGAGACCGCUGCUCCUCGCAAGGCAGCGGAGGAGCGUUGGGCCCCACCGAGCACCGAUGCUUGGCAGGACGCAGCUCCAGGGAGCCCGUCACCGCUAAGGAGGUCUCAGGCAGCAGACCCGCGCGCCCCGGCGCCUUCUUUCCUGUCGCCCGCCCGCCCAUCCCCAAAACGGAGGAGCCCGCCGGUCCCACCAUGUCGUCAGACCCCAGCGCUCCGCCGGCGGUGCCCCCCCUACACUCCCCCAAGUCGCCGGUGUGGCCCACCUUCCCCUUCCAGCGGGAGGGCAGCCGCAUCUGGGAGCGGGGCAACCUCCUGCUGCGGGACCUGCCCAGCCCCCUCCCUACCAAGAGGACCAGGACCUACUCGGCGACGGCGCGUGCCUCUGCCGGCCCCAUCUUCAAGGGUGUCUGCAAGCAGUUCUCUCGCUCCCAGGGCCACGGGUUCAUCACCCCCGAGAAUGGCACAGAGGACAUUUUCGUCCACGUGUCUGACAUCGAGGGGGAGUACGUCCCGGUGGAGGGGGAUGAGGUGACGUACAAGGUCUGCCCCAUCCCUCCCAAGAACCAGAAGUUCCAGGCGGUGGAGGUGGUCCUCACCAACCUGGCGCCGCACACGAAGCACGAGACAUGGUCCGGCCAGAUCAUCGGCUCCUAGGCGCCCGGGGGGGCCGCCGACCGCUCGGCCCCAUGCAGCAAGCCUGCCCAGCCGCUCGUGGUGGGCAUGGGGGGAGCUGAGGCGGCGAUGGGACCAGGGCUGCCCCCAAACACGCAGGCGUUUGCGUUCGGUGUCUUUUAUAAGGUUACAGUUUCCUUUCUCUGUGUGUGUUGUAAGUGUCUGUCGAGGGGGAAGGGGGAAGCAGACCCUUCCCCUGCCACCCCCCAGAUCUGGGGGCAGUGCUGAGCCCCAUGUCCCCUUCCUUGUCCCAGAUGCCAUGGGGGACCAGGGGAACCAGUCCUACCCCCCGACCCCCCGGCUGCCCCGGGCUGAAGCAGGUGCUGAGAGCUGGAGAGGGCCGGGGGGAGGCUGGGGGGGCUCGGAUCGUCCUCCUGAACCCCACUCUGGCAAGAUGGACACCCCGCUUGGUCCCGCAGCACGGCAGCAGUGGGGCAUGCCAUGGGGACGGGGGGAAAUGGGGCGGCAUGGGGCAGCGUAUCACUGUGCAGGGAGUGGGUGGCUGAGACCCAUCCCCAUCGCUGGCAGCUCACGGCACCCGCCUGAGCCACGGCCCUCCAUCAAAAGAUCUCAGGUCAGUGGUGCCACGGGGAGGCGAGUGGCUUACGGAAAGAAAAAAAGUAGUUUUAAGGGGCAAACGGCUGCUGGCAGGGUGCUGUGGGUGCUCGGUGUUGUGCCCGGGGGGCUGGGGGUGCACUUGGCACCUCCGUGCUCCCCACCGGGCCGGUAAUGCACUUUUCUUGGCUCGGUGCUGACGUGGUUUUGGGGAGAUGGCUGCCUCCUCCUCCUCCUCCCCUUGUCCCCCCAGCCCCCUGGGGACCCCUCUUCCCACGCGCGCGUGUGUGUGUGUGUGUGUGUGUGUGCAUGUCCGUAGCUUGCCGGCGGGGCAAGGGGCUGAGGGGUUUGGGUAGCCUCGGCCGUAGGGCAAGCGCAGCCAUCUCCUCCCCAGCCCCUCGGCGUAGGCAGGGUCUCGUAUACAAAGCACAAACUUUGUUUUUUGGUCUUCUCCGCCAUACCCUGGCCAGGCAGGCUCCCGCAGCCCGGGGAGGGACGGGGACAGAGAGCAGUGGGACAGGAACAGCGUGGAGCGGGCUGGGCCUGAGGUGACACCAGGGAAACGGUGCCCGCACCGACGCUCCAGAGAUUAUCAGCAUCUGAAGGGGUUUAUUUCGAAGCAGGGCAAGCGGCCCCCCUGGGCGGGAUGGGCGAUGACAGCCGGAUCGCGGGCACCCACUCGGCGGGAGCCCCCAGUGCUGCCGGUUCCCAGCACUGAUGGAGAGGGGCAUUUUCCACCUUUCUUGCUGCCACUGUUGCGGUGGGGACAAGGGUCCGCUCUAAGUGGGGAGAAGAGGAGGGCAAGGCUGGUGCCAUGCAGGACAGCCGGGGGCCGGUGGAUUUGGGAAAACCACUCCGUGCUGCCCCGUCCCGGGCUGGCAUGGGGACUGCCCCGGGACCCCACAGCCCAUCUCACUGCCAACCCGCAGCCCGGCUCACCCAGGGGCUGCGGCGACACCGGCUCAGGUCCCAGGCAUCCCCGGGACACGCAGUCAGCUUGGCCAAGGCAAACUUUGUUUGAUUCUUUUUUUUUUUUUUUCCUCUUUUUCUGGGAAAUAAACUAAAACCCUAGACUUGUUGGUGUUUUUACAACUCCAGUGUAGUUCCUGCCUGUCUGACCGUGUGUCAACCUUUGUAACAUUGGCAAUAAACCAUUAAAAUUGACUUUCCCAUGA